GUGCUGGGACUAAAGGCAUGUGGCACCGCACCCAAGCCAAAAUAACUUUUAUUGAUUUUUUUUAAUUAAGUGUAUUUAUUUUGUGUGUUAUGUAUAUAGACAUGUAUGGCACAAUACACCAAAGUUUCUCUGCAGAGGUCAGAGGGCAAGCUCUGGAGUUGGUUCCUUCCUUCCACCAUGUGAGUUGGGGGUGGGCAUCAGCUCAAGCAGAGAGGCUUUGUCAAGGUGCCUUCACCCACUGAGCCGUAGAACCUGCCCUGAACUCUCUUUUUGAAACGUUUUGUAUUGCCAUAUAGUAAUUAUAUAUGAUAUUGGGUUUCAUUACAUUUUCAUACUUUAAAAAUAUUAAAGAGCUGUGGGGUUGGAGAGAUGGUUCAGUGGGUAAAAGCUCUUGUCUUGGAAGCAUGAGGACAUGAGUUUGAAUCCCCAGAACCUACAUUAAACCAUAUGCAUAGUAAGAAUGUCUGUAGUCCCAGUAUUCCUAUGGGGAGAUGGGAGCUAGAGAUGGGAGAACCCCCAGAAGCUCAUAGGCCAGCUAGCAUGGCAUACAUAGCAGAAAACAACAAAGAUGCCCAGUCUCACACAAGGAGGGAAGCAGGAACUGAAACUUGAGGUUGUCCUCUGACCUCCAGAUGUGCACUGUGGCAUGUAUGCACCCACACUCACAUGGGCAUUCCUACACACAAAUUCCCCAAACGUUAGAAAGUUGUGUGGGAGAAAGGACUUCUAGGGCACUUACUGGGUAUGGAACCCAGGGCCAUGUAUGGCUCAGAUUGUCGCGGCGGGGUGUGUGAUGGAUCCUUGGAAAGAAGACUCAGAGGCACCUUAAGAAUGAAUCUAGUCUUUCUUGGCUGCAAGGGGGUCCUGCCUGGAAGGACUUUCCCUUCGCCCAGGGCAUUUUUAUUUUCUCUCUAUUUACAGUUUAGCCAGUUAAUUUUCAUAUGCUCAAAGCAACCUGAAAGGAGCUAAAAUGCCAAAUGCAAAUUCCUUGAUUUCUCAGGUACCAUGGUUUUCCCCGGUUUCCUGAACCAAGUUUUGCGUAGGCCUUUGAUCCUUGGGAGACUCUUAGACAAGAUUCACAUAGGGUGAUAAGAGAAACAAAAGGAUGGAUUAGGGCUAGGUGCUACUCUCUGGAGCGCAGGCCAGAGUAGCUCAGCAGGAAUGCAGCCACACACACAUUUGCUAGGAAAGCACUUAGCACUGAGCUAAGAGCUGCAGGUUUCAGCCAUAAUGGCUAUUGUUCCCACGCUUACUAGGAAAAAGCAUUUAAAAUCUGUUUUGUCAAAUCUAGUUAUGCAUAGUGGGUUAGACCCUGAGAGACAAACACAAAACUUAGGGCUGAUGGGGAAAGGUAUGUGGUCCACAGCAGAGCUAGGAAACAUUUCUGUCAUAUUGAUAUAGAUUUGGUCUUUGGAUGGAAAAAGAGAAGAGGUGUGGGUGGUGUGUUUUCGGUCGGGGCUUGAGGGAAGCUGCUCAUUUCCCUCUGCCUACGAAUCUCCUACAAGAGUUUGCAGUAUUGGAAGGAAAAUGAGAAUGUAACUGGUCCCCGGCCCCACUUGAAGAACAGGCAUGAAUGGCCAGGAGUAUGGCAUUCAUGGAAGCAGAGACAGGGUGGGUUUUUGAGGCAUGUGACCUUAGGUCAGAAAGCAGGCAGAUUGAUUCCUGGCCCUGGUAUUGUCCUUCAGCUCUUUCCUCUUCAAAAGUCCCUUCCUUUCCUGACAAGGACAGCCUGGGGCAUGAGAUGUUGGCUGCUGCACUUCUGAAGGCCAAGUCCCAGGAGUUGGUAACAUUUGAGGAUGUAGCUGUGUACUUCAUCUGGAAAGAGUGGAAGCGUCUGGAACCUGCACAGAGGGACCUCUACAGGGAUGUGAUGCUGGAGAACUAUGGGAAUGUGUUCUCACUGGAUGGUGAGUCCAAAACUAGAAAUGACCAAGUACUCUCUGAAGGCAUGGGGUCACGUGAGAUGAUACUGGGACGACUGCAAACGGAUGUUUCUCAGGGUCUUAAGUGUGAAGAAGCCUAUGAGCAAGAAGUCAGUCUGAAGAGACAGCUAGGGAACUCCUCUGUUGGAAGACUGAAUAGGAAAAUACAGGAGUUUCACCAAAUGACAGUUGAGGAAAAGCUCACCCAUAUGGGACAAAGAAAUGAGAAGUAUAAUGAAUUUGGGAACAGUUUCACCAUGAAUUCCAAACUUAUUUCACAUCAGAGAUUUCCCAUGGGAGACAGACCCCAUAAGUGUGAUGAAUGUAGCAAGAGUUUUAAUCGAACUUCAGACCUUAUUCAACAUCAGAGAAUUCACACUGGGGAAAAACCAUACGAAUGUAGUGAAUGUGGAAAGGCCUUCAGCCAGAGCGCACAUCUUAUUCAGCACCAGAGAAUCCACACUGGAGAGAAGCCCUAUGAAUGUAAGGAUUGUGGGAAGACCUUCAGUUGUAGCUCUGCUCUCAUCCUACACCAGAGAAUCCACACUGGGGAGAAACCUUAUGAAUGUAACGAAUGUGGAAAAACAUUUAGCUGGAGCUCCACUCUGACUCACCAUCAGAGAAUCCACACUGGCGAGAAGCCCUAUGCUUGCAACGAAUGUGGGAAGGCUUUCAGUAGGAGCUCCACCCUUAUUCAUCAUCAGAGAAUCCACACUGGAGAGAAACCCUAUGAAUGUAAUGAGUGUGGGAAAGCCUUCAGCCAGAGCUCACACCUCUACCAGCACCAGAGAAUCCACACUGGAGAGAAGCCCUAUGAAUGUAUGGAAUGUGGAGGGAAGUUUACCUACAGUUCAGGCCUUAUUCAGCAUCAAAGAAUCCACACAGGGGAAAAUCCCUAUGAAUGUAGUGAGUGUGGGAAAGCCUUCAGGUAUAGCUCAGCUCUUGUUCGCCAUCAGAGGAUUCACACUGGAGAGAAGCCUUUGAAUGUAAUGGGUGUAAGCAGAAAUUCUGGAGUUUCUGCUGAAUUAAACAUCAGAGAAUCCACAUGAGAGAGCCAUAUGCCAUUUUCCCCACUCCCUGAGUCUAAAGAGCUCUUGCCUUACUUUAUAAAUAGGGCCAAUUUAGAAUGUGUCCCACCUCCAACCUUUCACUCAGAGAGUGGGGCAGAUUGGGAAAAACAUCCUGGCACAGUGAUCAGCAGGAUUUCCCAGGAAUGGAUACCAGUCUUGAAAAAUUGUGAGGCAAGUAGGAAAUUAAGCACUGGGAAAAGAAGGAAGCUUGGGGACCAGUCACCCCUUUUUGGGAAGGGGUUUGCACUAAACCAAUUUUCUCACACCAGAAGAGCCUUUCUUUCCAAGGUGGGGAUGGAAGCUUCUUAGCAACAAAAUUCCAAGGGUUCCACUAGUUAGAGUCAGUCUGGUAAGCACAACAGGCAGAGGGAAGAAUAUUCUGGGUCAUCAUAAGUUCUGGGAAGGGAAACAAGCUGUAUUUCUUUCUUUCUUUUUUGAGACAGGUCUCACUAUGUAGCCCUGGCUGUUGUUGAACUCACUGUGUAGACCAGGCAGGCCUUGAACUCAGAGAGACCUACAUGCUUUUGCCUCCUAAGUGCUGGGAUUAAAGGCAUAUUCAACCAUGCCAGGCCCCCAGAGGCUGCAUUUCAAAGCCAUUCUUAAUCCAGCUUUAAGAUUGGACAAGGAAUAUGCUGUUUUGGCAUAUGAAUCAUGAAUUCAGGAAACUUGGUGCUGAUGGGUUCAUUUUAUUGGGCGGGGUACCCCCAUCAAGGGUUUCUGUAGUGACUAUCCUCGGAGCUCUUGGAGCAGUGAUAACAUGUUUUCAAGAGUAGUCUGGCAAUACUGUAGGCAGACCCCACAUCCUCCCUUGUAACAGGACUGACUGGAAAUCUCAUUGGAGCAGUAAAUAACCUGAGGUAGAUAAGAAGCAUUUACUACUGGCCUGACUCCUGUCCUCUCUUCUUCCUGUUCCUGUGGUAAAAGGUAAUGUGAUAUCAACCUCUAGUUAUUAAGGAUGCUGUCAGGGAACUCACCUACCCAGCUUGUCCUACCCUCACCUCUAACAUCUGGCCCCAGCAGCUGGACCUCUCUGGAGUACAUCUGACUUCAGCUACUUCGGAGUACAUAAACAGUAAAGCCAGACAGGCACUGAGGCCCAAGCUUGGCAGCUGGGCUCCUUGCUGGGUACGAGUGGUGCUCCAACCAACAGAUGACUUUCCAUAUUUCUCCAACCCUGCUCAUCCUGUAGCUUAAAUGAAAUGCACUGUUAAACAGCAUAGUUUUUUCAGAAGGGGAGAUGUAGUGUGCAUUUGUGUAGGAAUCAAAGUUUUGUCAGUUAAAACAGCACAGUAACUAUAAAUGGAAUCCAAAAGUAUACUCUGAAAUUUGUCUUUGAUAACCAUUUUUGGGUCACAAAUGUGAGGUUUUCCUGUCCCACACAGCCCUCAAACUCUUGCAGACAUUACUGCAGACUAUAAACAUGUGCAGCUACUCCCACCUUCACACCAAAUUAGAAUUUUA
Molecule: messenger RNA, 4453 nt
Organism: Peromyscus eremicus (cactus mouse)
Lineage: Eukaryota; Metazoa; Chordata; Mammalia; Rodentia; Cricetidae
Gene: Znf3
Product: zinc finger protein 3
Exons: 3
Coding region: 1574-2971 (465 amino acids)
Biological process (GO): regulation of transcription by RNA polymerase II; central nervous system development
Cellular component (GO): nucleus
Molecular function (GO): RNA polymerase II cis-regulatory region sequence-specific DNA binding; DNA-binding transcription factor activity, RNA polymerase II-specific
Source: RefSeq, a predicted model, not a curated record